Messenger RNA from Penicillium soppii, 987 nucleotides. RefSeq lists its product as uncharacterized. Bases 1 to 987 code for a protein of 328 amino acids. The record is from RefSeq and is a predicted model, not a curated record. The transcript has 3 exons. NCBI's taxonomy places the organism in Eukaryota, Fungi, Ascomycota, Eurotiomycetes, Eurotiales, Aspergillaceae.
AUGACUCAAACAAUUCCCUCCCACCGCCGUUCUCCUUCGACACCUUAUACAAAACCCAAGGCGACUCGUCCAGUCUUACAUCGUCGAGGAACGUCAAGUGCCAGUGUCUCUAUCUCCAAACUGGGCGCAGGACGAGACCGUGGAACGAAGCCAACUGACGACGGGGACUUUGAUAUGGCCAGUUUUCUCAACUUUUGUGCCAUGUGCGAAAACCAGAUUACCACUCCCAACAACUCUCUGUUAUAUUGUAGCGAAAGAGUUAUUUUUGGGGCUUACGAUAAGCUUAUCAUCCAUAUACUAAUUCUAUCUUUUAUAGCUGUCGCCGCAAGGACUCCUGCAAACCUCUCUCAGCAUCUCUUCCUUCAAUGUCCACCAUGUCCACAUCUCCCCCAGCAUCACCUCCUCCUCUCUCCACGCACCAUUGUGGCCCCAAUGACUCCUACUCGUGUGCCCUUCGCCACGAAACCCAGCCACACCCACGAGGGCAAGUCAGAUCUUGACCCCACCGAGUGGAAGCCCGUGUUACUGCGGAGCACCUCGUCGCUGUCAUCCUCCGACGCCUGGAACUACCUCUCGCAGUUCCACGGCGGCGAGCCAAUGCGGUCCACCGUCCACCGCAGCUCGUCCAGUCUGCCCGCCCUGGCCGGCGGUGCCAACCACGUGCCCUCGCUGACCCACACGCCAUCCGUGGCCUCGUCCGUCAGCAGCACGGCCUCCGACUACCUCGGCAGCAUGUACGAGGCCCGCCCGCUGCCUCCUCGUCAUAACCCGUACUUCUCGGGCACGAGCAUGACCAAGGGUGUCGAGCUGGUUGUCCCGCAUAUCGCCAUCAACGACGACCUGGGCCCUGUCGAUGUUUCCGACAGUGGCUCCAUCUUCCCUGCCAGCAGUGCUGUCUGGGGGGAUAGCUGUGAGAAACGCUCUGCGCCUAUCAGUAUGGCGCGGGGAAUUGGCGGCCGGCCCGUCGAGACUUGCGUGAAGAACUGA